Molecule: messenger RNA, 1818 nt
Organism: Wallemia mellicola CBS 633.66
Lineage: Eukaryota; Fungi; Basidiomycota; Wallemiomycetes; Wallemiales; Wallemiaceae
Product: Di-copper centre-containing protein
Exons: 3
Coding region: 599-1627 (342 amino acids)
Molecular function (GO): oxidoreductase activity
Source: RefSeq, a predicted model, not a curated record
AAUUUGUGGUGACAUUAUAGUAUGUUUAAAUGAUGUUUCUCGUUAUGUAGGAAAAAGGAAAAAAGGACAUCCUUAUAUAGACUUCGAUGACGUAAGAUUACCAGUCAGCAAGCUUACCUGUCUUACUAAGCUUAUUAAGCUUAUGUAAUCAGUAAAAGCAGCCGACAGUGAGUGCAUUCUUUCUUUUACAUUCUAUUGAUAUCUACUCUGUAGGAUAUAGAUCGUAUGGUGCUGCAGCAGGUCCUGUGUCAAGAAUGUCUCAUGGGAUAUAUAGUUCACACCGACUUAUUCAUUUCAAAGCGCACCUUCAAAGCCGGAGUGGGUCAUCUUUGAAGAUCAGACUAAUUGGCGCAUUCUCAGAAAUGUUUUAUGGGAUAAAUAGCUCACCGCUUGUUCAUAUCAUAACAUUCCGUCUGUGAGUAAAAAGCCGGGGUGGGGCAUCUUUGAAGAUAAGACUAGUUGGUGCAUGCCAAAAAAAUGUCUUUUUUGGGAUAAUAGCUCACCGAUUCAUUCAUAUCAUAACAUUCCUUCAAGACGGUAGUCCGAGGUAUUUAAAGGUCAAACUGGCUAAUUUAUUCUUAAGAACCUUGAUAGUCAAAUGAAAUACACGUCGCUAGCAAUCGCCUUACUAGCCAAUAGUGUCUUAUCUCAAACUUGCGAAAAUAUAAGUGUUAGGAGAGAUUGGAACAAUCUCAAUGACGAAGAGAAGGCGAGCUACAUCAGCUCAGUGAAGUGUAUGAUGGAUAAGCCUUCAUUAUCUAUCAAUGGUCAAACACAGGCUUCAUUACACGAGGAUUUCACAUUCGUACAUCAAUAUCCAGGAUACGCUAUUCAUUGGGUUGCCAGAUUUUUACCAUGGCAUCGUUGGUUCAUUUACGCGUAUCACAAAGAAUUACAAGAAUGUGGAUUCGAAGGCGCAUUACCUUACUGGAGCUGGGAGAAUGAUUAUCAAAAUCUCACUCAGUCCGCCAUUUGGGACAGUGACCCUAUUAUCGGUUUUGGAGGCUAUGGUGACUUUGAUUAUGAUAACAUUUAUAAUUCUACUAUUAUCACUGAUGGUGCUUUUGCAAAUUAUGAAGUAAACUUUCCAUUCAACCACCAGUUGACUAGAAAUCUUAAGCUUUCUGAGACUUACCCGUCUGAUGGCCCAGGUCCAUAUGCUCAACGUGGAUAUGACCCUGUCAAUAUGAACAAUUUAACCACGAUUGAAAUUUUCGAGGAGUUUGCAAGCUCCGUAGAGUCUCCACCAAAGCAAUACAAUCCUUAUGGUUAUCCAGGUCCACAUGGAGCUAUACAUCUCGCUGUUUUUGGUGAUAUGGCAACUGAUGGUGCAAACAAUACAGCUCCUAAUGAUCCAUUGUUCUACAUGCAUCAUUCUAAUGUAGACAGAGUUUGGGCAAGUUGGCAAAAUCUCAAUGAAGAGAAUGUCUUUAAAUACGCCGGUAACACUGAUUUCUAUUGGGAGUCUGGUAUAAGGAGUGGCUUACCUGCUACUUUAGAAGAUCCACUGUUAUUCGCUGGGGUGGGUGCACUAGACAGUGAUGAUCUACAAGUCAAGGACGUCAUGAAUACAACUGAAUGGCCAUUGUGUUAUACGUAUGAAGAUCUCAGUCCUUGGAAUAUCUAAAUAAUCCAUCACUACUAAUACAUGUUUAAUUUUGUGAUCGAAUCUAUUAAUGAUCAGAGGGUAGGGUUUUAGUGUGAUCGAUGCAACCUUUAGCGGCAAGCUGAAAAUAUUGUAUCUUCCAUCUUUCACUUUGUCUAACGAGAAUGUCUGAAGUCGUUGCUUUUGUAGAUGUACGCUAUCUCGAAUUUAUU